Molecule: messenger RNA, 432 nt
Organism: Racocetra fulgida
Lineage: Eukaryota; Fungi; Glomeromycota; Glomeromycetes; Diversisporales; Gigasporaceae
Source: the annotation of a GenBank genome assembly
GGCAGUAUCAAGAGGUGCAAAAACCCCAUUUCUAGUCGGUGAUAUGCCAUUUGGAAGUUAUGAAACUAGUGCUAAAGAUGCGUUAAGAAAUGCUAUUAGAUUUAUAAAAGAAGGAAAUAUGGAGGCAAUAAAAUUAGAAGGUGGAACUGAAAUGGAGAAAACUAUUCAACAAAUUACGAGCAUAGGAAUUCCUGUUUUAGGUCAUAUAGGUUUAACUCCACAGCGUAAAUCUUCAUUAGGUGAUGAUGCGAAAGCAUUACAACGAGCUGGAUGUUUUGCAAUAGUGAUGGAGGCAAUUCCUGGACCAGUUGCUGCAUAUAUUACAAAACAAAUACAAAUUCCUACUAUUGGGAUUGGUGCUGGGUCCGGCACAAGUGGACAAGUGUUAGUGCAACAGGAUAUGCUGGGGAUUUUUGAUAAAUUUGUGCCAAA